Molecule: messenger RNA, 312 nt
Organism: Colletotrichum lupini
Lineage: Eukaryota; Fungi; Ascomycota; Sordariomycetes; Glomerellales; Glomerellaceae
Exons: 1
Coding region: 1-312 (103 amino acids)
Source: RefSeq, a predicted model, not a curated record
AUGGCAGCAGGUACGUUAGCGCAGGUAUUGGCCCGCUUGCCAUUCCCCAUUCCCCCAAUGCUCCACUUGCUCUCAUUCUCCCAUCUUGCUCUCUUUUCUGUGUGUCUGUGCAUGCGUAUCUGCCAUUUCCUGCCCGCUUUUGUUUAUGAAAAGGAUACAGGAAAGAGAGAGAAAAAAAUAACAAGAAAAAUUGACAGAGACGAGGAAAAAGAAAGGGAGUCAAGCAAGGGAAAGAGUAGUAAACAACACAGAAGACAAACCACAACUACAGCAACGCUCUCAACCGAACACACUGAACCACAGAUACAAUAA